Messenger RNA from Miscanthus lutarioriparius, 195 nucleotides. NCBI's taxonomy places the organism in Eukaryota, Viridiplantae, Streptophyta, Magnoliopsida, Poales, Poaceae. The record is from the annotation of a GenBank genome assembly.
AUGGUCUUUGAACCAUUUGGACAAGUGGAGCUUGUCCAGUUGCCAUUGGAUCCUCUCACUGGGCUAUGCAAAGGUUUUGGUUUUGUGCAGUUUGUACGUCUUGAAGAUGCAAAAGCGGCUCAGAGUUUGAAUGGGCAACUUGAGAUUGCUGGAAGAGUAAUCAAGCACUUUGAAUGCCGCCCAGAGCUCUUCUAA